Molecule: messenger RNA, 2745 nt
Organism: Cladocopium goreaui
Lineage: Eukaryota; Dinophyceae; Suessiales; Symbiodiniaceae
Source: the annotation of a GenBank genome assembly
AUGGUGGUCCCCUUUGUCCUUUUCCAAACAUUGAACAAACAUGUCUCUUUGGUGUCUUCACUGGGAAGGUAUGAGACUGUCAGCAGGCAGCAAGCCACAGAUGCCAAGGGCCUAGUGCAUUGCCUGCCUCUGUUGGAAGCUUUGUUGGAUCUUUCCCCCACAGGUGAGAUCCACCCAGGUCCUCUGAGGCAAGCAUUGCUGAAGCUGGUCCAGCACAAACCGAAGAUAAACACAACAGACUUCAAUGGACUGGUAUACUGCAACAUGAGAGCAGAAAGGGUUACAACUGUCCUCCUUCAUCUUAGAAGGUUGAAAUCUGAGGAAGAGCUUGCAAAAGUAGCAGCAAAAGUGAGUGGAAAAGAAUACCAGCUGCUGAAAGAGCUUGCACAAAACUUGGCAGGCAAGGACACAGAGCAAAGCAGUGAUGAGGAAAGAGAAGCUGCUUCCCUUGACAAAAGGGGGCAGCAAGAGGAAGAAGAAGCUGGCCCCCUUGCCAAAAGGAGGCAGCUUAAGAAAGAAGAUUCUGCCAUCUCCAUGGAUUCCAGUGGCUUCCCCAAGUGCUUGCAAAGCCCACAGCAAUCCAAUGCCUUGCCAUUGGAGGCUAGUCCUGACACCAAGGAUGCCCAAGCCAAAACUGAGCCAGUGAAAGAGGAGGAAGGCCUCACACUCAAAGAAGCACCAGAGUACCUUGACAAAAGGUGGGAUGUGAUCCAAGAGUGUGGCCAGUGGGGUAUUGAGUGCUGGGCAAUUGUGCCCUGGUGGAAUGCCCAUGGUAAGCUUGCCCAGCUGGGCAAGCUGACUUUGGAUGAGAAAGUGAAAAAAGCAACAGAAAAAGCAAACACAGCAGAGGAAGCAGCCAUAGUCUUAAAAGAUUCUUUGACAAAAGAUGAAUCUGCUAAGCUGUGGUCCAAGCACAAAACCUAUUUGAAGGGAAAGGAAGAAGAGAAAGAGGCUCAUGAGCAGUUGGGGAAGAAGGAAAAAGGACUUGAAGUUGCUCUUUGGUUUCUCAAGCCCAAGAAAGGUGUGUUCUUCCAUACAGAAACCUCCAAAGAAGCCAGUGAAACCUUGACAAAAGGUGAGAAAUGGGUCAGUGAACACAAGAUGCUGCAGGAUUUCAGCAAAGAUGAAUUUGAACAGCACUUGGCAUCAGGAAGGGUCAAAUGGCGCUCAGACCCAUGGACCCCUGGCAUCUACCAAUACUGUGACCAGGGGGACCUGACCAAACAGGUCCAGCUGAAGAAAAAGCACAAAGUCACAGUGGGGCAGGAAAGGGAAAUGGAUGAUGCAGAGGAUGAAAAGGAGUUCAUGAGCUAUUGGGGCAAAGGCUCUUUGGCCAGCAUGCAGGAGGCUGAGGUUGCCUUCAAAGGCCAGGGCCCUGCCUUGACAAAAGGUAAGGGCCAAGGUGCCUUGACAAAAGGCAAAGGGAGCAAAGGAAGCAAAGGAAGAGGCAGAGGAGUGCUGGCCAUAGAGGAUGGUGACCCAAAUGACACAGAAGAUGACAAAGACAAGAAGACACCUGAAGAGCAAUGGGCUGAGUGCUUGACAAAAGCACAAAAAUCCAAAGAGCAUCUCAGGGUGGCAGUGGGAAACUUGGAAGAAGCUUUGGAAGCUGCUAACCAAGCAGGCAGAACUUCCAAGCAAGACAGGGGCCAUGGUUUGGAGCUGGCCAAGCUAGAGACAGAGCCCUUGACCAAAGGGGAUGGUGAGCAGAGUGUGCUGGCACAAACACUUUUGUCCUUGUGGAGCCAUGGGAAGGGCCUUGCCAAAAGGCAGGUGCAAGACCCUGAGACUACCAUUCCAAUAUUCAUUCAUGCUGAUGGAGUCGAGUUCCAGAGUAGAGCAGAGGUUACAGGGCUGUGCUUUGGUCCAUUCAAGGGGACCAAGAAAUGUACAGCAAUGUUCUUCACCUGCCCCAUUGGAAUUCCCACAACUGCUGCCAUGCUUGUGAUGCCCAGCCUCACCAUUAGAAUGGUUCGACAGGAUGGGCUGCAUGUGCUUUUUGUGAAAGGUGUGUGUUCACACCUGCUUGGCUCUUUGCUUCACCAUGUGUGUUACAACCAAGGCAGAGGCAAGCAAAACAAGCAGCCCAGCCAAAGGCUGGCAUUGAUUUUCUCCAAGAUCCAGGAAAAUUACAAGGAACUUCAGACACCAACUCGACUCACCAACCUCAGAUUGAGCAUGAUCUGUGAUCCCUCCAAGCCUCACCAAGAGUAUGCCAAACUAGAAGCAAAAGGAGCAGAGACAAAACAUUUGCUCAGUGCAUUCUUACCAGUGCUGAAAAGCAUACUAGAACCAAACAAUACCCUUCACCAACACAUGGUGGGAGCUCUGGAGGCAAUGGUGGACUUGGUUGCUGCAUUUGAUGCAGCAGGGCUGUUUCCUUGCCCAAAGGAAUUUCAAGCCAUGCAGGACCUUGACCAAAGGUUUUGCAGGCAUUACACAGAGCUGAACAAGUGGGCCCAGAAGAAUGACCAUAAACUUUACCACAUUGUCUACAAGCACCAUUGCCAACAUCACCUGGUCAAGGAGGCACAAUUCUUGAAUCCCAGGUACACAUGGAACUUCAGAUCUGAAGACUUUGUGGGGAGGGUGGCAACAUUAGCCAGAUCAUUGGCUAUGGGAGUCAAAUCAACAAGACUUUCAGGCAAGCUCAUGAUUAAGUAUCGCAUUCUUUUGCACAUGCAGCUGACAAGACUUGGGUUUGACUUGGGUGUGUCUCCAGACAGUGAUGGUGAAGAAUGGUAG